AUGCUGGGACCACGACCUCUGCGCACUGAUCGUGGCUGGCAGACGCUAAACACGCGGUCCAAACAAACAAAUAAGAAACACACACUCUCUCUCCCUCUGUUCCCCAUCCUCCUGCCCGUUGCACCAACUCACAGGCAGGUAGGGUGAGUCCGCUCAAUCUCACAGCCUGCAAUGUUUGUUCCCUUUUGAAGAAAUCCCUAGAGCAAUCGACCGGUAAGGAGGACGGCGCUAAAGCCCCGGAUUUGGCGCGCUGCAAGGUGAACAUCGCCGCACCCAGCGAGACCCGCUUGGCCGAACAAGGCCAACUGGAGGAGGAUGUUUACGGUCCCACAGCCAAAGGCACCGCUCCUCUUCUCACCCUACUCACUGAGAAGACGCAACUUCCGCAACGAGGGGUCGAACACUCCUCAGGCGUCCUCAGCCAUCCCUCCACCAUCACCGACGCCGCUAUCGCCCGUCUGUCUCAAGUCAAGACUAACGUCAACCUCGACCUCCCUCCCUCCCCCACUAAAUCAUGA
This is a messenger RNA of Spirometra erinaceieuropaei, 518 nucleotides long. The record is from the annotation of a GenBank genome assembly. Lineage: Eukaryota; Metazoa; Platyhelminthes; Cestoda; Diphyllobothriidea; Diphyllobothriidae.